AUGGCGGAGAAGGAGAAAAAGUGCGAGAUCGACUACAGCAAAUAUGUGGACGCAGCGACAAAACGCAUAGUAUACGGAUGUAUAGGCCUAGUCGUUACGGUUGCGGUUGUGGUUUUCUUGGUAUGGGCCAUACUACACCCACACAAAAUGGAUUUUGUCCUACAAGACGUUACCAUUUACGAGUUCAACAUCUCACAGCCAAAUCUGCUAACUUCAAAUCUCCAAGUCACACUCUCUUCUCACAACCCAAACGACAAGAUCGGAAUUUUGUACGAACGCCUAGACAUCUAUGCCUCGUACCGCAACCAAGAGGUGACUUUGGCGCAUCUAUUGCCGGAAACGUAUCAAGGACAUCUGGAAGUAACGGUGUGGUCGCCGGUUCUGACUGGAACGGCCGUGUCAGUGGAACCUUACCUGACUCCAGCACUAAACGAAGACAUAAACGCCGGGAUGGUGCUUCUAAACAUCAAGAUCGACGGUUGCGUUAAGUGGAAAGUGGGCACGUGGGUAUCUGAAUGUUAUCGACUCCUUGUCAAUUGUCCGGCGUCCAUUCCAUUCUCCGGUCAGUUAGCAGGUACCGGUCCGGCGAUCAAGGACCAGCUUGCUCAGCAAUGUGCUGUUGACGUAUGA
Messenger RNA from Brassica rapa (field mustard), 630 nucleotides. Its product is annotated as NDR1/HIN1-like protein 12. The record is from RefSeq and is a predicted model, not a curated record. Gene Ontology annotation, cellular component: plasma membrane; plasmodesma. NCBI's taxonomy places the organism in Eukaryota, Viridiplantae, Streptophyta, Magnoliopsida, Brassicales, Brassicaceae. Gene Ontology annotation, biological process: defense response to other organism.